AUGUUACUUCCAUUUCGGUCUGUUUUGUUGCUUUACACAGUACUGCUUUCGUCGCUGGCAGUGAUGCUGCUUUGGAAACCCGAAAAAAUCGUUGACAGUGGUCUUGUCGGGUUGAUGGGUGCUGCCAUGGAAGUUGACCCGUUGGUGAUGACAAAAGACGCGAAGCCUCUGCUUUCGUUUUUGGGCCUUGUAUUCAUGCUGCUUUCUCUUUCAUACUGGGUUCCUCUCCUGCAGGACAAUAUGUCUUACUUUACCGCACUUGUUCCAAUUCGUGCAUUGUUCAACUUCGGUCUCUCAUCUUUCAUUUACUUGAGAAAGCAAAGUCCACUCAGCAACAGCCUUGCUUUUACUUUUGCCUUCUGCGACUUAAUCAUUCAUUUCUGGCUUUUCGCCUCGAUGAAUGAUGAGAGAAACAAGCUUCUGAAGAAAAAGGAAAAUGAAGAAAAAGCCAAUUAA
Messenger RNA from Schizosaccharomyces japonicus yFS275, 456 nucleotides. RefSeq names its product fungal protein. NCBI's taxonomy places the organism in Eukaryota, Fungi, Ascomycota, Schizosaccharomycetes, Schizosaccharomycetales, Schizosaccharomycetaceae. The record is from RefSeq and is a predicted model, not a curated record. The transcript has a single exon. Bases 1 to 456 code for a protein of 151 amino acids.